Molecule: messenger RNA, 4395 nt
Organism: Siniperca chuatsi (mandarin fish)
Lineage: Eukaryota; Metazoa; Chordata; Actinopteri; Centrarchiformes; Sinipercidae
Gene: shtn1
Product: shootin 1
Exons: 16
Coding region: 97-1632 (511 amino acids)
Source: RefSeq, a predicted model, not a curated record
UGUGCUGUACUGUGUGCUUGUCCGCGAGGGACUCUACCUUCCAGGUGGGUGUCGCGAUGAAGCACUUCCUGUUGGACUUUGGUUAAAGAGUCAGCUAUGGCUGCAGAAGAGCUGGAUGAAAUGAGUGCCAUUAAAGACCUGUCAAACCAGGCUCUACAGGAGUAUGAGGGCCUGCAAAGGAAGCAUGAGAUAGCAACCAUGGAGUGCAAGAGGCUGAAAGAGGAGCGAGACGAGGCCAUCAAGAAGCUCAAUGAGUUCCAGCAAGUUUCGCAGAUGGUCAUUAAGGAGGUCAAUGGCAUUCAGGAGAACCUGGAGAUCGAGAGGACAUGUAGAGAAAGUGCUGAAGCCCUGGCCUCGAAGUUGAACCGUCAGAACCGCUCUCUGAAGAGGAAAAGUAUAAUGUUGCUGUCCCACCUCAGCCCAGAGACCAUCACUGAGAUCAACCUUGAGGAUGAAGAGGAGGAGGAGGAGGAGGAGGAGGAGAGUAAAGCGCUACAUGCAGCCAGCAAGAUCUGCCUCUCCCCUAAGUGCCAGACCACCACCUCAGAGCUACAAAAUAAGUUGGAGUUAACACUAAAGGAGAAAAAUCAAGCAGACACUGAUCUUGAAGCAGUAAGAGAACAACUGAGGGAAACCAGAGAAGAACUACUGAAAGAAAAACAUGAUAACACUGUUUUAAUUGCUGAGACAGUGCGGCAAAAGAAGCUCCUGGGGAAAUAUAACAGAGUGUCUCAGUUUGCUGUGGAGGAAUACGAGGCCUUACAGGACACCUUGAACCUGGAGAGGGACCUGAGGACAGAGGCAGAGAACUUUGCCAGUGCGAUGGUGGUCGAGCAAAAGAAGCUGAAGAGACAGAGUCAGAUCCUGAUGCAGAGCUCCUUGCCCAGUCAAGCUCUACAGGAAGCCCUCAGCCAGGUCACCAGACUGACCCAGGAUCUGGAGACACAGAGGCUGGAGCACCAAAACCAGAUAAAGCAGAUGGAGGACAGGCUGAGGAGCUGUGAGGCUCAGAGGGAGCUGACGGCAUUGAGGCGUAAACUGGAGCUCAUGGAGGAAGAGAAGAAGGAGUACAGUGACAAAUGUUUCAAGGCUGAAGUGGAGGUCAAGGAUCUGCGGUUUACAGUUGAGGAGCUCCAAAAGAAGCUACAGGCAGCUACCAACCCGCCCCCAGCUCCAGCACCUCCACCUCCCCCACCGCCUCCACCUCCUCCAGCCCCAGGUCCGGCUUCCAACCCACUCAGUUCGCUGUUGUCAUUGAUCCGAAAGAGAAGAGACAUUAGUUCUGACAUCCCACUGGUGGUCCAGGACUCUGCCAAGACACCAGAAGUGGACAUCAGGCAGCAGGCAGUGGGGGAAAUGAUGCAAAGGAUCAAGAAAGGCGUUCAACUGCGACCUGUCAGCCAGUCACCUAAUAGGACCAGGAGACAGAUGGAGAGGCUGCCCUCUAAUUCUGCCAUUCAGGAACUUAAAGGAAUCAUGGAGAAUUUCAAUAGAACCUCCCCCCAACCAAAGGCAGCGUCUCUGUCAACAAACCACGAUGAGGAGCUGCAGAGGAUCCUGCUGAGACGGCGGGAUGUACUGGAGUCCCAACACAAUGCCAGUCUCCAUCCCAUCCUCUCCCCAGCAGUGUGAAGGGCGCCACCAUGCCGAGGUCGGCCCUGGCAUGAGUGUCCACCUAUAUAGACUGGAUGUGGGUGACGGAAGAUCACAUGAUGCAAAAUCAGUGUCUAGCAUUUAAUUUUACUAUGUAUACACAAUGCAUUUCAAAUAAUAAUUGAACUGUAUUAUGAGGAGUCAGGCCCCAUCUGACUGUAGUGGAUUUCCACAGAAAAAAAGAAAAUCAGAGCAGGCAUCCUGGUUGUGAAUCAAGUCAGAGGUUAUGUAGAAUGUGAACUAAGAGGACAAGUGUGUCUGUGAUUUACAUUGAGGCCAUUUGAUUUCAGUGAAAUGAAAGCCGUGUAUCCCACACCGCCUUUUCAAGGUUCAUUCAGCUCUUUUUCUAAAACCCAAUUUUUUGUUUGCAUUGCUAGGUACAGUGGAGUGGGUUUUGCAGCCUUGAGCUUUUGCCAAAACAAAGUAUGUCUCUGAAUUGUUCUGUCUAGACCAGUGUUAACCUUGUAGCCUCCCAGUGAGCAAGUACAGGCCACUGUGGCAGACAUCCUCUUGACUUUUCCACUGUUCCCCUCACUCACUCACACAUAAACCACCCAACCUUCUUAGGCCACCAUUUUAUGUAGGGCACUGCCUCCUCUCUGCUGAACCUACCCUGCACUUUGUAUAACCUGUUCUGCUUUAGAAUGUAUGUCGGCCUUUAUGGGCCUUUUUUCCUAUCUUUAUUCAAGAGCGUGGUUCAAUUUCAAUUUGAGAGCAUGACUCACUGAUUUCACGUUCAAAUUUUGUAACGCUUUUCCUCAAAACCCUGCCCUCGCACUCAAAUGGCCCCUGCUUGCGCUUAGAUUUGCUCUGCUUCUGCUCAAACUGUGUGCUUGCACUCAUGUAUUGUUGCUUGCACAGAUUUCCUGCGUCCGUAAGGGUUGCUCUAAGAAGUAAAACAAACACACCCGCAAUGAGGCAGGGUUCAUUUCAUUGGUCAACACUACACCUGGUAUUUUAUUGGUUGGGGAAUUUUGACAGGGUUACUGCACAAAAAAUCUGGGAGCAGACAUAUCACGAGCGCACAGAAGCAGCCUGAGUGCGAGGAGAAGGGCUGAAGCUGGAGUGCAGGAAAUCUGUGCAAGCAACAGUAUAUCUGAGUGCAAGCAGUUUGAGCAGAAGCAGAGCAAAUCUAAGCACAAGCAGGGGCCAUUUGAGUGCAUGGGCAGGGUUUUGAGGGAAAGCAUUACAAAAUCUGAAUGUGAAAUCAGUGAGUCAUGUUCUGAAGACCACACUCUUGAAUAAAGAUAGGAGAAAAGCCCCAUAAGCCUUUGGCCAUGUCACUUCAAGGAUACAGGGCAAAUCAAGGGACAAACACUUUUAGAUGCUUUUCACUUCAACGUCUUGAUUCUGAAAACAGUGUCCAGAUGACUACGACUGAAACCUUUUCUACGAUGUUUUUCACUGUUGGCAAGCAUUUAGACCAAAAACAGACCUGCUCUAACAAGCACUGCAUUGGUGUAGGUGUGUCGGUACAGGUAACACUGAGAAGAAUAUGAUUCAGAGAGGCCAGUUUGAAUAUAGAUUCAUUAGUUUUCAAGAUUUCAGGAUUUCCAGACACCAAAAACUCAUUGCUUUAUAACAAUGAGGACAACUCUGGAAGGUUAUCACAGCAGCAAUAGUUUUAUUCUCCAUCUCAACGAUCGGCAGUUAACACUAGAAUUACACCAUUCACAUUACCAAGUAAUCUAUGAUGAAUUUGUACUUGCACUUACUUGAUUGGCCUACACAGUGUGUUCAGCAGAGUAGGGAUUUCUGACACAACACCUAUUUCCAAGGUUCUCGAAGAAGGGGAAAAGUCUGAUGAUGAUGUAAUGUUGGUUUGAACAUGGCCUUGUAUGUCAAUAUGUGAUGUUGGUUCAUUCCAGGGCUUAAUGACGGCACAAAAGUGAUUGAUUUUACAAUCAAGAACAAUGUAAUUCUUUUCACUGCUCUAAAAGAAAAAAAAGGAAAAACUUGGUUAAAAGUAGUCUUGGUAAAACUUCCAUACCUCAUAUUGUUGUGAUCUGUUCCUGCUGUAGUCAAAGUUUUUGGGGGGGAUUUUCAGCCAUUUUCCUCAAUAUAAUGAGGCAACAUUUUUAUUGAAUAUAGCUGUUAAAUUACAAAAUGUUGAUGGUGAACAUAUCAGUAAAAUGUUCACAGACAAUGUAUUUCAUUUGUUUUCCUACAAUAUCCACUUGUUGCUACUAACCUCAUUAAUGUUUUAAUGGUUCUGUUUAGGCAGCUCAAAGCUCUUGAUUAAGAUUCUGUAAGAUGGUGCUUUUAAAUACUGAAAAUGUCAACACUGACUUGAAGCACUAGACAGGAUGUGUUUACUUUAUUAAUAUUUAAAUGAAAUCCACAAUCUCUCCCUCUAUGUUCCCCGCAAAAUGCAUUUGGCAAAACAAAGUAAUAUAUAGACAUCAUUUCUAGGAGACAGGGUUUGAACCAGUAUGUCCAGUUUAGACCCAAAGUCUCAGCUCUGCUCCUGCUGUACUUCUCUGUACAUAGAAUGGAAACUACAGACAUGUCUAAUAUACUUUAGUUUGUGAUUUACCGUAUUUGAGUUUGUUAGAAUGAUUUUGCUCAAGAUGUAACAAAUGUAUUUCAUAGCUGCACUGCAUUCUGGUCUACUGAGGCUAUUGUUGGUGUAGAAAUCUCUACAAUGGAUUUCUCCCCGUGUGACUUAAACCUUUGUGUAAGAAACUUCUGUUUUGUGUUUAAUUCUGAGCAAAUUAAACUAAAAUCGGAUUUUUACAAUUU